Messenger RNA from Cydia amplana, 626 nucleotides. RefSeq lists its product as uncharacterized. Bases 162 to 626 code for a protein of 154 amino acids. The record is from RefSeq and is a predicted model, not a curated record. NCBI's taxonomy places the organism in Eukaryota, Metazoa, Arthropoda, Insecta, Lepidoptera, Tortricidae. The transcript has 3 exons.
UUGUUUAUUUACGUCAAACUUUUUGCUAGUGGCGUAUUUAUUUUCGUUUCGUUGCCAAUUAUUGAAGCCCUUUAGCGUCAUAACUAAUGCUACCAUUCAUAGUUUAGCAAACGCAAAUAAGGGUUUAAAAAACACGCUCGACGAAUAGUGUAAGAUUGACAAUGGCGAUGGAGUUGCAACCAUUUCUUCACGAAGUUCGAUACGACCAAACCUGGCUUGAACAAGUUCUCCUGCAACUGGGGGAUAUGUUUGAAAUCCGCAUAGUAUGGAACAGUGACACCGCAGUUUUGACAGGAGCAUUUGCGCUGGCCGGCGGGCUUGUGGGGGGCUAUGCGGGGGGCAGGAUGGGCGCCGCCCUUGGGGCUGGUAUUGGCAGUGCAGCGGGCCUUGGAGUCUCUACCUACGUAUCCUUGCGAGAAAUCUGGGCGUCAGUGAAACACCAGCUCAAAGAGAUCCUCUUCAUCAUCUUCAACUACCUGCGACGCUUGGACCCCGUGGACUACUACCACGCCUUCGAGCUUGUCCUGGCCUGUACGGCUAGUCGGAGGGAACUGGUGAUGACUAUAUUGGACUUCAUGGCUUCUAAGUUGGGGAAGGAGGUAUUGUCCAGUAUUACUGCAGCGUAG